This is a messenger RNA of Dracunculus medinensis (Guinea worm), 1345 nucleotides long. The record is from the annotation of a GenBank genome assembly. Lineage: Eukaryota; Metazoa; Nematoda; Chromadorea; Rhabditida; Dracunculidae.
UCAGAAUCCCGAGGAUUAUUCAUUAUUUAUUUCGGGAACGAAAUGUCAAGAUGCUAAAGUGAAGAAAUUGAGUGCCCAAAUGAUUGUUCGUUAUUGGAAAAAUUUUCCUGAACAGCGCAAUUCUGCAUUUUAUGCAUUAAUUUCGAUAUUAGAAGAUCGUGAUCCACAAAUAAGAAAAGUUGUGAUUCGUGAAAUGUCACAUUUAGUGAAAGCUGGUCAACUUGUUGAUAAAAUCGCAGAUGUUUUAUCACAAAUGCUUCAACAAACUGAUGAAUCGCAAGAAAUAACUCUCCUUACGAAUGCUUUAGCGGAAUGUCUUAAAUGUCAUCCGAAAGAAGUUUUAUCUGCAAUAUUUUUAAAUAUAAUCAAGUCUGAUGAGGAAUCGAUUCGUAUUCGACUUUUAAAAUUUAUCAAUGAAUAUUUACCGACUAUUCCAACAUCAUUAAUGAAUAGUGAGUUGAAAGAUGAAGUGGAAAAUUAUUUCAGAAAGAUUUUGAAAGAUGUGACGGCCUUAGAAUUCGAUUUAAUUUUUGAUGUACUUCGCUCGUUGGAAACAUAUAAAAGUGUAAAAGGACGUAUAACAUUAUUUAAAAUAGUUAUCGAUCAGAUUGGAUUGGAUCAACCUUUUCCUGUUGAUGAUAUACAGAGAUUUGAUCAAAUUUUAUAUUUCGUAGAAAAGGCCCAAACGCUUCUUUCGCAAAAUUGUCGAAGUACGGGUCUGGUUGAUUUUCUCGUUUCGAAAGGUAUUCCUCGUUUAGAUGAAACCAGCGCUGCAUUACGACAUCGCUUUCUUCGAGCCUUAGCUGAUAUGGUAUCAUAUGCUAAAACUCUAGACGAGUCUCGUAUCAAAAUUAUUUUAAACUAUUUCUUGGGUCUGAUUCCAUUAAUGCCGUCGGAAAAAGAAGAAACUAGCGAUGACUGUCGUAAUGAUGGAGCUGAAGUUCCUCAGCUUAAACUAAGUGAAUUGGAGGCUGUAACCAUCAUCUUAUUUGUUCUUUUUAAGGCUAAUCGCUCCGUUUUUGAUGCAUUGCAGCAGCAAACUGAUGAGAAUAUACUUUGGCGAAAAAGAGUGGUUUAUUUGGCUCGUCUUCUUCAGCAAUAUAUCACAGUAACAAAUAGUGAAAUAAAUCUGCAACGAGAUUCAGACAAAUCUGACAAGAAUCAUUUAAAUUUUUUGGAAAAUACACUUAGCGUGGCUACGAACAUUUUGAAAUUAGUAAAAGAAUUUUUACAUAAAAAUCCAUCCUUUUCUUCUAUGCCAUCAAAAAGUUGGAAAACAACAAUUCUAAUUUCUUCGAAUUUGCAACAGUUAGUGUUUAUUCGUUUUUUGCUAAUUCUCUAUUAA